Messenger RNA from Verruconis gallopava, 1672 nucleotides. RefSeq lists its product as uncharacterized. NCBI's taxonomy places the organism in Eukaryota, Fungi, Ascomycota, Dothideomycetes, Venturiales, Sympoventuriaceae. Gene Ontology annotation, molecular function: oxidoreductase activity. The transcript is spliced from 2 exons. The coding region runs from base 43 to 1575 and encodes 510 amino acids. The record is from RefSeq and is a predicted model, not a curated record.
GUUUCAUGAACGCUGUGAACGACAUCGUGACUGCAGAACACCAUGCCGCACGCCACAGAUCUCGAGGAAUCAAGUAGCGGACACGUUCCGCCGACCCUGAACGAGGCAGAGAGAACCACGGAUCUGUCUCCCGCAGAUGCCGGCCCAGUGUCACCUAGAGACGUCAAGGCGCAGCUUCACUAUUUGUCACCGUCCGUAGAAUACUCGAAGAGUAAGCCGCCAAUCCAGAUUGUGACGCGGUCUUCCACGACGCGCGACCCGCGCACGACGGUGCGAAUCGCACAGGGACCAGUAGAGACCAUCCAUGACGUUCGUGGCCGUGAACAUGAGUUUACUCUGGAUCAGAACGGGUUCAGAUUCGUAAGGAACCGUUGCCGGUUUCAGGAUUGGGAGAGCCGGGAUGGCAUUUGGAACCAGUACGUUGAGGAGCUAAAGGAUGUUGUCGCCGAGGAGUUUGGUGGCAGAGAAGGCGGCGUCGACGAGAUCAUCGCGUUUCACGAAGGCAAACGCGGCUCGAACAAGGAAUGGAAGCAGGCUAAAGACGGGCAACGCACGAAUCCGUUUGCUCGCCAGGUACACGUUGAUCAGUCGGAACCGACGAUUCGCCGUAUCGUCAAAGAAAAGACCGACAUCAAGGGAGACUGGCUGUGGAAAGGACGCGUGCGCCAGGUGAAUGCGUGGAGACCGCUGUAUCAUCCCGUUUAUGACUGUGGCUUAUGUGUCGCCGACGCUACCACCGUGCGCGACGAAGACCUUAUCGAGGCCCAUAGACUGCGCGAGAGCGACGGCACUUUCCUCGACACCAUGGGCGUGGUCAAGUAUCGCGAGGGAAGGGAUUGGUACUACAAGAGCCGCAUGGAUCCCGACGACGUGGUCCUGUUCAUGGGCUACGACAGCGACUGCAAGCGUGGCUACAGAGAGGGAACUGGAUUCACCUUGCACUCCGCCUUUGACAUUCCGGACCCUCCACCUGGGUCUCCGCCGAGGGCGAGCAUUGAGGUCCGUCUUUUGAUCUUCACCUGGCCCAGAGAACCGCUGGUGAUACCACGGCCCUUGGCUGGGAUGCUCACCACGCAAGUUCCACCCCGAAGCGAAGAGGUCUACCAGACCCAUCACACGGCCAAUCUUGAAGUCGAGGAGGCUCCCCACCACGUCGUCACCUUUCCGGACGACGACGGCACCGACGUGCAGAUCGACCUCAACGAGUACGAUCCGAUCGAGUCCGACCUUCUCACUCGCCGCGACUCUCGCAGCUCGGCGUCGUACUCGCCGCGGCGGCGGUCAAGCUCCUUCACGCGCUCUUCAUCCAUUUCGCUCGAGGAAGACGUCACAGAGUCACAGGUGCUUGCCAUGGCCGACCAACGCGUUGUAGAUCUCAAGCGCCAGAUCGAGGAGAUGAAGCAGCUGCUGCAAGGCGCCAUCAAGACCAAGGCCAUGAUGCAGAACCCGGAAAACAGAAAGAGGAUGGCCCUCCUGAUCAACGCGCGGCGAUCGGACGAAAUAGGAAGGCAACGGCUUGAACUAGCACGGAGACUUCGAUGCAGUUUGAGUGAAGAUGUUUUCUUUGAUCUGUGAUGCACUAGGCUGGACAACGAGCGUGUGAGACGCAGGACCUCAGGUUGAAGGUUUCUUCAACGUGUAAACUCUUGUCAGCAAUUCACUGCCUCUCCGU